Messenger RNA from Zerene cesonia (dogface butterfly), 4083 nucleotides. Its product is annotated as protein FAM117B-like. Bases 530 to 1636 code for a protein of 368 amino acids. The record is from RefSeq and is a predicted model, not a curated record. NCBI's taxonomy places the organism in Eukaryota, Metazoa, Arthropoda, Insecta, Lepidoptera, Pieridae. The transcript is spliced from 8 exons.
UCUGUCAUGGCGGAGUAAUCAGCUGUUAAUUGCAAUGCCAACGGGCAACGAGCCGUUCUAAAUUGUUUUAUUUUGUAACUUAUUACCAAUUACUUGUUAUAAUUUAAUUUCCUAAUUGCAGUAUAAUGUAUUCAAUCAUAUAAUCAUCGAAUCCUUAAAGUUGAAGAAUGGCGCGACGUCCCUUGUCAUCUGUCAAUUUUACUCAUUCAUCCAUUGUAGUGCAGAAAAAAAAUGUGACUUGUUUGAUUUAAUUUCUGUUUCACAUAAUAAGUGCUAGAUGAAGAUUAAUUACGGCCAUUUUUUGUUUCUUAAUAUUUUUAAGAACUACUCCUUUUGUAUACAUACGAUAACAAACAUUUUUAAUAGCACAUAACGCAGUCGUUUACACGGCCUAACAAGUUCUCUUUACAAAGAAGCCGUGCGGCGUCGGCGGUUUCUAUUAUUUUGUUUGACAUUGAAGUGGUAGUUGCAUUUAGAUGCUAUUCAUACUUCGAGAGUAGAUUAAAAAUCAAGUGAAUCGGAAGUGAAAAUGUCGGGUCGAGUAAGAAAACAAACUGACUGCCCUGUGGGCAAGCAGGGUCCCAUGAGAGCGACCUUGCCGGUGUCUUCGAUUAUGAAGCAAGGCGGCGGAUUUAAAAAGAAUGCUGGCAAUAGCCCCACUCUGUCACCCACAAAUGUUUGGCGGCGGAUUUCCCCCGAUCACGCUCUUUCCGGCCAAAGGAGUCCGGGUGCUGUCAACUACAAAGGUAAAGGCAGAUUUGGAUCCAGUGUAAUCAGACGCACAGCUUCAUUAGAUACAUUGUAUCAAAAAGGACAAUGGUCAAGAGAUUAUUACUUACAUGCUGGACAACUGCAAGUUGAUAAAUCCACUCAAACUGAUGAUGGUGGUGGUGUAUCUGGUCGAUCAUCAAGGGGUUCAGAUGAUGAUAAGCUGGACCGUUUCCUUAGGAGUCGUUUACAAAGACCUCACAAACCUUCUGGAUCUGGAGAUUACUCAUCCCAUUCUAUGAGCCCUGGGCUUUGGUCUCGAUUCGGCGGCGGUGGUGUUCCUCUGAGGGCGACACGGUCUUCUGUAGAAGGGCUGAAUCAAGAAAUCGAAAGACUUGUACUGUGUCCUGCUAGCGGCACCCAGACUCCACAUCUUGAUCGGCUAAGAGAUAAGGUAACACCUGAAGGUCACCGAGCACCACUAGCCGAACUCCUGCGACGCUCUGUUAACACACAAACUCCACACGAUCUUUGUCAUACCGCACAUUCUUCAGAUCCACCGUCCCGAGGGUCACUGUCGAGCGCCGGCUCUGCCGAGCUUCUAGCCACAGGUGGAAGUGUUUGUUCAUCACCUGAUCUUGAUGGAUCUAAGCUUGGUACAUCACCCCAGAUCAAUAGAUUCUUAGCGCGUGAACCACCAGAUGGUUGUGAAAAGGUGAACCUGAAAGCCGGCGAGGGCUCGUACACCGAGGCGCUGUCCGUGAUGAAGCCGUCGGCGCCGGGCUUCACACUGCGGCCGUCUCUCGGCUCGGCGUUCCAGCCGCUGCAGCCCGCGCAGCCGUCGCCGCCGCACACGCCGCACACGCCGCAAGUGCAGCACUCGCCGCACACGCCGCAAAUGCCGCACGCGCCUCACCCGCCUCAAUGACUCACCCCACGCCGCGCGUGGGGCUACCGCGCACUCUGUACUUUCGCCAGUCUUAUCUGCGGGUUCGGAUGUUUUGGGGGGCGUUAUGGACGCUAGAUGUGUUGUGUUUGGUACAUUCAGUGAUAGUGGGUAUGGAAGGCUACCUCGGUUGAGCUUUGAUUUAAUAUGUGAAUAUUUGUUAGUGACUUGACUAUUUGUUGCUGUGUGCUGUGUAUUGGAGGUUUAGUUUUAUGUUAAAUGAGAGUACAAUUUAAAAACAAUGGAUAAACAUUGACAUUAAUAAUUUAACCCGGGUGGUAAUUCAGGCAGACAUUUAAAGACUUUUUUAUAAGUUUCGUAAUAAAGGGGAGCCUUCUGUACCAUAUUAUUUUGUGUGUACCCACUCAUAUACAUUAUAUGCACCCCAACUGUAUCGUCUGCAAGCAUGACCUUGAUAAGCAAUCAAAUUGGUCAAUAAGAUUGGCGAUAAUUGUACACUCAUACUUCAGGUCAGUUCCCUUGAUAUUUCAGCCAACUAUCGAUCUCUGAAAGUAGUUAGGAUCCUUCAAGGCAGUUAUGUUUAGUUAUUGUUUUCUUUUUGUAAAAGUGAAUUCUUUAUGCUGAAUAAAAUGUGUAGUAAUAAAGUGUAGGUUGAGUAUGCACAUUAAUAUGACGAGAUUUUUCGUGUGUUUUCAGUCAGAUGUUGAAUGUGUGACAUAUUUGCUUUAUAUCAUAUUAAGUAUUGGUAAAACUGCCAUAAACAAGAAACUGUAAUAUGAAUUGAAUCAUAUUGAUGAAAUCGCAUUUUCAUGCUGUAAGACACAUAAUUCAUCAUUGUUUCAUUAUCAUGAAUCAUCACUCAAAUAAUAUGUACAUAUAAACACACUUAAAACAAUUAGAUUUAAAAAUAGUGCAAAGAAAUUGUAGAAAAUGCCUAUUUCCUUGUUUUAUAGCAAAAACGUUUCUUUGAUUUGAAGUGACAAUAACAUUUGCUAUAAAUCCACCAAGUAUUUUUCAUCAAACAAUAGUUAACAUUGAAAUAUUAUCAUAAUGUUAAAAGUUUGUGUCAAUUGAUAUUGGUCAUUGAGUGAGAUUAACAGCUUUUAAUGGUCAAUGCUGUUAUUUGGUCAUUAAAUGAGUAUUUUAAACAAGUAUAAUAUGAUAAAUAUAAAUUGAUAACAUUAUCAAAUAAAUAUAAGUUUCCCCAAAAUAUGUUCAGCAUGACUGGGUAUUCAAUUUGAUCUCAAUUCUUAUUGUACAUAAUUUUGUCUUUUUUCAAUAGUUAUUUCGAUUAUUUUUUUAUCAAGAGUAUCAUGCAUUUCAAUCUUAUUUUUUGUAUAUUUUUUUGUAUGAACUAGGACCAAACUUCAGAGAAGGCUAGGAGGUUGAGAUGACUGUAUGAUGGUUUUCUAAUGAAAAUAGCUUUAAAACUUGGAUUUGACAAGGAAAAGUGGUUAAGAUAGACUGAUUUUUUAAAUCUUUACUUAUACUUUGAUACAGGUAUCUUGACAAGUAAAAAGUUGUAUGAUAACUUAAGCAUGUGUUUAAAUACUGAAAUAGAGUAGUUGUAAAAUAUAGAAUAAUAACAGAUAUUAUGUCAUUCAAAUAUUCUUUUAUUGUUUACAAAGUUGCUUGUGUAUACCCAAGAACGAAAUUUUGAUACCAUUGCUGCUGCAGACACUAUAAGCUUUAUAAUGCAUCAGUUUUUCAUUAAUAUUAUGAUCCAUUUUUAUUCAAUAUGGCAUUAGGAGAUAAAAUUUAGCUAUACACAUACAUAAACAUUAGUUCUAAUGGUACCGUAAACAAAACUCGAGGAUAAUUGUUUGUCAAGAAUCUGUAUUGAGUAUAUUGGCUUAGACACGGUAUUUGCUUUUAUAUCAUUCGGAUAGGAAAGAAAGGACCACGCCAAUUGGAUCUCUCAUUUUGGCCAAAAGCAUUUUUAUCAUCGAGACUGAUAAUGUAGAAUGUUGAAAACAUAGUUAGAUCUGCUUUAUUAUUUUUUAAAGAUUUGUAAAGGUCGACGGCAAAUAUAUAUUUUGGAAGGCUCGCCUUUGGAAUAUAGAGUAAUGUUAAUCCUAUUAUUGCUCAAUCAAAAUUUUUAUUAAGAGCCACACUUAUGAUAUGUGCCGAAUUUGAAAAUGUAAACAUUGUGAUCGUAAAAUUCAAGUUGCUGAUAUGUAUGUAUAUAAUAAUAUUAAUUAACAUAUGUAUGUAUAACCUAUUAAUUAUUGUUUAAACAAAUGAAUGUGAUAUGUAAGUGAAUAUUGAGUGUACUUGGCAACUUCCGGUACUGAUGUGAGCUAGUGCCGAUGUGAACAGCUGAGCGGGAACUGGGCGUGGCACAAAGUGAACAGUAACCAUAAGUUGUGAAGUGUUAUCGAAGGUGCUGUGGAGUGAUUAUAGGUGUGUAAUGUACGUACUUGCUAUUACUGGCUUGUGACAGGUGUUUUAUAGUAAACGGUAAAUUG